Messenger RNA from Acromyrmex echinatior (Panamanian leafcutter ant), 1906 nucleotides. RefSeq lists its product as uncharacterized. NCBI's taxonomy places the organism in Eukaryota, Metazoa, Arthropoda, Insecta, Hymenoptera, Formicidae. The record is from RefSeq and is a predicted model, not a curated record.
UGCAAAGCGCCAUGAAGUUGCCGCGGAUAGUGAGCGAAUGAAAUUUCUCUUUACCAUGGAUUAUAAUUGAUUUCUCAAGUUGAAUUCUCGAACGCAAGAAGAAUAUAUCUUUCGAAAUUUGGCUAGCCUGGAGCGUCUCUUUUUGUUUACACUAGACUCGUCGACAACUUCACGUUGAUGACAAUCGUCUUAUGCAUAUUGGUAUUAGUUAGUAUGUGUUGAAGAUGCAUUAAAGUUUUCUUGGAACACAAAGUACAUUGUUGAAAACAAAAAUUGAGACAACAUAACAAAAUUAAACAGAGACGCUGAAUGACAAUCUAAAAAAAUGAUGCAAGAAAAGAAUGUUGUUAGUAUGUAUUGAUGAAGAUUUUAGAAGGAAUGGACGCUGAAGUGAAUAAGUUAUGUUUGCAACUCUAUUAAUACAGUUGAUUUGAGAUAAAUUGCCGCAAUCGCAAGAAUCAAAACAAUUAUUACAUAAGAAAGAACAUCAAUUUAUAAAAAUUACGCAACGAUUAAUCUAUUGUUUUGUGUCUGGAGUACUUUUACAUCAAUCCAAAACGUGUAACUGUACUAAUCCCCGAUAUGUUAGCAUCUAGAAAAGUUACGUUAACAUCUAAGAAACCCCAAGAUCAACGCCUAAAAAGUGUGCCUAGAAAGCCAGUAAAGGGUUGUUAUUGUUCCGAGGCGAUCAAGAAGCAUGCAAAAUCAUCGAGAAUUCGGCAUAAACCAGCAUUGCCCUGCCAUUGCCAAAGUAAAUUAGAAAUCAAACCUGUUGAAAAAAUUGGCGACAAAGUGACAUCAACUUUGCCGAUCAGCUGCGAGACGCUUCGAAGAGUUCAGAAAAUCGAUUACGCGCCCAGAUCUCAAUUCCUUCGUAAUGUGCAAAGCAAGAUCUGUGAAUUACACACUGCAGAUAAGGGAAACUCUUUGUGUCCGCGAUCAUCCAGCUACCAUCGAUUUAUGACGAACGCGAGGAUGCAGGAUACCGUCACUGAUGAAAGAACGAUAUUGUCGAGUAAAUGCAUUGGGAGGCAAAAAUCGCCAACAGCGUCUGCAAAUUCAUUGACGAACGAACAAAACGGGCCCGACGAUAUCACCUGCGCUUUGAGUAAAAGAACUCAAGUGUCUCCGCGAAAGUUGUCAAAGUCAACAUUACGAAAGACUAUUAGAUCCAGGAGACAUAUACCAGAGUCAAGCGAAAGAUCCGCGUCAAAAUCACCGAUGCGAGGUAAACGAACAGCGCGGUUAUAUAAGCAAGAUAGUUCUUGUUGCUGCAGAACUGAACUGGAGAAGAAGACUGCGAAGCUGCGCGGUGAUAAGAGUAAAUUACUGGAAUAUUGCGAACGGUGUUUAAGGCACUAUGAUGAUCUUACAGUUGAUGAUUCCAUGGAUCAGGAAGUAGAGAACCUGAAAAAGUUCCGAGAACAAAACUAUUUUGAAACUCAUGGCUCAAGCCACACUUUAACAUCAUCCAGAUCGUCGGGAUCGUUGCGACAAUAUUUGUUGAAUGAGCGAUUGUUUCCGGAGCUGGUAGGCAAAAUUCACAGACAGGAUCUAGUAGUGACGAUGCCGUCGUGCGUAACAACGCAAAGGAAGCGCGUUCAUUACUUUCCCAGAUACAUAGUGCGACAAGAAAAAAGUACCUGCAAUACCAAUUACAGACGUAAACGAUGCCAAAGCUGUCCUCUCACCGGACACGCCAUUGAUCUCGGAAUUCUAAAAGCUAGCCCGCCGUUAAAUAGCUUGGCACUCAAAUACCAGAAAAGAACUUUUUAACUGAAGUAUAUUCUCAAACUUUAAUUUUUAUUAUAGACUUUAGAUAUCUAUAUAGAACAACAUAGGCUUCUUUUAUCUCAAAGAUUUAGUAACGAAAAUUUCAACAUUGAUCAUCUCAACUUUUAUAUAU